AGUGUUAAGCAAGCCUGCGCUGUCUUCGCACGCGCGGCCGCCAAUUUCAUCAUUCGAAAUACAAAUCGGUGUUUUUAUAAAGUGCUGUGUUUUGUGCCAUUAUUUAAUUUAAUUUUAGUGCUUUCAAAGGAGCUGUGAAUUUUUGAUAGGAAAAAUGCCGGCGUACGACAAUGAAGGCGCCACCAUAUCUAUGGAAGAUGUACGGGAUGCAGAGGAGACCAUUGCUGUCAACACGAUAGAAGACCAGUUAAAUGCCAGAAGAAUGAGGCAGAUGAGGUCGCAGAAGUCAACAGUCGCUUCUAGAAGGCAACAGGCCGUGUGCGUCAGACGUGCGCAUAAAAAUUAUGGACCUAAGAAGAAUCCAAAUGUGAUACUUGACGGGUUGAAUAUGACUGUACCAAAAGGAGCUAUUUAUGGCCUUCUUGGUGCAUCAGGUUGUGGAAAAACGACAUUACUCUCUUGCAUCGUGGGCAGACGUAGAUUGAACAGUGGAGAAAUUUGGGUGCUUGGUGGCAGACCGGGGGGACCUGGAAGUGGUGUGCCUGGCCCCAGGAUAGGAUAUAUGCCUCAGGAAGUAGCGCUCUUUGGAGAAUUUUCCAUACGUGAAACCAUGACUUACUUUGGUUGGAUCGCAGGGAUGGAGUCUAGGGAGGUGGACGAGAGGACGGACUUUUUAAUAGGCCUACUGCAGUUACCAAACCCUACCAAACAAGUGAAGAAUUUAUCCGGAGGCCAAAUGCGACGAGUGUCGCUUGCGGCUGCGCUGUUGCAUGAACCAGAGCUAUUGAUAUUGGAUGAACCAACAGUGGGAGUUGACCCUGUAUUGAGACAAAGUAUCUGGGAUCACCUCGUCGAUAUCUGCAAAGGAGGAAAGACGACUGUCAUUAUCACAACGCAUUAUAUUGACGAAACUAAGCAGGCUAAUAUUAUUGGAUUAAUGCGUGGUGGCAGAUUUCUUGCUGAAGAAGCUCCAACUGAACUGAUCCGACGUUACCAGGCCGACAGUCUCGAGGAUGUGUUCCUGAAGCUAGCAGUUCUGCAGAAUAAGGGCAAACGUCGCCGCUCUAGUAUUCUUGCUAACGUCGUGGAGAAGGUGGAACUGCCACCGAUACCCGAUCCAGCAAUAGACUUAGAAGAUGCAGAGAUCGGUGAGAUAUCUGGUGAAUUCGGUGACAAUGUUUCCAUGAGCAGCAAGAGUAGGGUCGUGGUGCCGACAGAACUUAACGCUCCCGUAGAGGCCCUGCCUCCAGAAGAGGAGCCGCCAAAUGGCUGUCUCGAACGCAUAAAACCAAUGAAAUGGCACCAUAUGAAAGCACUAGUCUGGAAGAACUUCCUUAGUUUAUUUAGAAAUUUCGGAUUAAUUGCAUUUAUCAUUGGCCUGCCAGUAUCGCAAAUGGUACUGUUCUGUCUAGCUAUUGGCCAUAAACCAAUCGGUUUGCCCAUCGCAGUGGUGAACUAUGAGAUGGGCCCCAACAACACGUCACCAAUCUGCGAUUAUGACAAGGAACAUUGCCCUCAAAAUCCAGAAACAUACGAAUGGAAUUUGACAAGAUUUAGCUGUCGAUAUUUAGAUUAUUUGUCGCGACGCCAAAGCAAUUUGGUAUAUUACCCAACAAAAGAGCAAGCGAUGCAGGACGCAGGGAGAGGUAAAGCCCGCCUUGUUCUGGUAUUCCCGGCUAACUUCUCCGAAUGUCUCCAAGUUCGCGUGACAGAUCCUAGACAUGCUGAUGAAUUCACUAUUAUGAAUUCAGCGAUGGAAGCGCACAUGGAUGACACAGACAAACAAGUGGAAUGGAUGUUGGUGCGAGAACUCCAAAUGGCUUUCUUAGAUGCAACGGAACAUCUUUCGGAUGUUUGUAACUUGCCAAAAAGGAUCAUGGCAUUUCCUGUGAACUUUCAUGCACCAAUCUACGGCCUUGAGGAUCCCGAUUUCACCGAUUUUGCUGGACCAGGAGUUAUCCUUACGAUUAUCUUCUUUUUGGCAGUCGCUUUAACUUCUGGUUCAAUGUUGGCUGAACGAAAUGAAGGAAUAUUGGAAAGAUCCCUCGUAUCUGGAAUUACUGGCACCGAAAUUCUGUUCUCUCACGUGUUAGUACAGAUGAUUGUGAUGAUAAUCCAGACUGUUAUGGUACUUGUUCUCGGCUUCGUCGUUUUCGGUCUCACCAUAAAUGGUCCAGUGGGCUGGGUUUCUGUGCUCACUCUCAUCACUGGAUUAUGUGGAAUGACAUUUGGUUUCGUGGUUUCGUGCCUUUGCGACACUGAAAGGACGGCGACGUAUUUAGCACUAGGCUCUUUCUUGCCAAUGAUGUUACUUUGCGGAAUUAUAUGGCCAGUUGAAGGCAUGCACGAAAUCCUUCAAUGGAUCAGCUAUGUGCUUCCACUCACUAAAUCAACAGAGUCGCUCCGUUCGAUGCUGCAACGCGGUUGGACCCUCACUGUUCCUACAGUUUACUCCGGAUUCAUUUCUACUGCGCUUUGGAUCGUUGUUUAUCUUACAGUUAGCAUUUUGCUCAUCAAAUUUAAGAAAGGAUGAUUCCAAUGUAAUAAAAAUUUUGUUUAUUUGAAAACUUAAGUCGAUUAAUUUAAGGGUGAAUAUGAUAUGGAAAACUAUCAUCAUAAUGUCAUUGUGAUAUAGUGAUUGCAGUAUGUGAUAUGGACACAUUCCUCAUUUUAUAAUUUUAUUCAAAGUGAAACAACGACUAAACCAAUUUCUUAGUAGUUAAAUUGAUGAUUCUUCAAAGAAUCGGGUGUUUUUAUGUUAAUUGUGGUUUUCGAAGAUUUAGUACAUAAGUUACUUAUUAGCAUGUUACAGUUACAUCUUAUUGAAAGUAAUAUAAUUUUAUAUUAUAGAUACUUGAAGAAUAUCCGUCGCGUUAUUUGAAUAAAAAGUAAGUACGUAAUCUUUGAUUGCCACAUACUUGCAUUAACUAUGAUAAGAAUUAUAUAUAUAAAUAUAGUAUAUGUAUAAAUGUAGAAUGGCGAUUUGUUCCCUUGAAUCAGAGAUUCAUUUCGAUGAAUGCGAAGAAAUGAUGGUGCCGUUUGUUACAUGGUUUUGGUUUAAUAUUUAAAAUCUCUUAUGGAAACGAUAUAUUCGUUGUGGAAGUUUCUAUUAAGCUGGGCAACAGGAUUUUAUCAAAUCACUUAAUCUGAAUUUUUUUACGUAGGUUUAGCUAUAAUAGGGGUACAGAAAUGAUGUUUGUGGUAAAUCCGUAUGAUAAUCUCUCUGAUAAUAAUUUUCAGUUGACUGAUUCCUAAACGAUUAAUAAUUACUCUAAGUAUUUAAUUUCUGAUUAAACAUCUGCGGGGAUAGUCAUAUUUUAUAGAAUGGGAAUGACAUAUUUAAACUUUAAGACUUAUCGUUGAAUUCAUUCAUUUUUAUAGUUUUCUAUUAGAAUUAAUGAUCAUUGAAAGUCGACGUGACCCACUUACGCUAAUAUUCAUUAUUUAUGAAUUUUAUAUGUAAGCAUAUAAGUAGGUUCCAUUUUAUUAAAAGUUCAAAUAAUUACAUGACAAGGUUAAGUUACAGUUCAGACUAAAUAAAAUUACAGACUGUAUUAUUCACGUAUUUAAAAAAAAUGGUUUUGGCUUACAACUUUACAUUUUCUUAUUGUCAAAUUGAAAAAUUGAUGACUCAAUGCCAAUAUUAUUUUUUUUUAAAUGCGUUCAAAACAUAAAAUUAUUAAAAAAUAAAAUUUUAUUAAAAGUACCUAUUUUUGUAUUGCUUAGAUUUUUUACAUACUGCAACUUAAAGUUUUCGGUAUCCACGACGAUAGGUGCCUUCGACGUAGAUACAUAGAUGCCAACAAUAGAAUGAAACAAUAAAAUUGCACAAUGAUGUUUUCUAAACAGGUUUAUACUUAUUAUGCUUAGUUGAAUUUGUCAUAUAAGUGCAAAUGUAUCAACAUCGUGCCUGUGUAUUUGUAUUAUUUUUUAUAUUACGAAAAACAAUUUCGAUAAUGUAUUCUUACGUGUUACGUUUGAAUACAUUGUUAAAUAUUUUUUUUUACCUACUGUAACGUGAAAUUGAAUAAAAAUUUAAAAUGAGUAAUUUUAUAAUAAGUAAUUAUAUUUGUUAUUGUGGUUUUGGUAUAAUAUACCAUUUGUACAAAUCUAAUAAACAUGGUGUGCUCAAAUCCUUCAUUAUAGAUGUGAUAAUAAUUAUAAGAAUAAAAAAAAUCUUAACAAGAUUGUUGUUUUUUGGAAUUAUUUGUAUAUAAUUUUCCCUCAUUUAUAAUAAUAUAUUUGCUGUAACACAGGGCUCGAAUGAAGCAUGAAAGAAUGAAUGAGUGAAAUAUACUGUAAAGAAGUGCGGUUUGACAUGUUUUCUUUUUUUAUUUCAAGAGAUUGCACACGUCUAAUGUGUGUAAUGUGCGUGUAGAGCAUUAUAAUAUGUGUACAUUACAAUAUGGAGCAUUAUAGUGUAACACAUAUGUACAUCGCGUAUAACCUAUUGUAAUAUAACGUAGAAUCUAACCUAAUCACUGUUCUUACGAAAGUUCUUUACACAGAAUUUAAUUUGUAGAUAUGCACAGUACGGAACUUUGGAAGAACUGUAAUUACUUCAGUCUGUAUCUCCUUACCCGUCAUCAUAAAAGAAAAUAAAACGUUUCGGGUAAAUUAUUUCAAACCCGGCGCAAAUGACGCGAAAAUGAUAAGGCGUAAGAUGAAACGGGGUCGUCGUGAUUCAGAUUUUUUCAACAUUAUUCUCUUAAAAUUAAAGUUGUUUCAAUUUUAUUAAAUAAGGUUUCUUUGAGCAGGUGAUAAAAGAAAGAUAAUACUAACAUAUUCUAUUAUUCAUACUUUUAUUAGCAUUCUUAAUAACACGUGCAAAAUCAACUUUGAACUUGAAUCUUUUCUUAUUAAAGAAUUCUAAAUCAUAAAAAUCGAUAAUAACCGGCCAAUAAAAACUCCGUACCUC
Messenger RNA from Parnassius mnemosyne (clouded apollo), 4918 nucleotides. The record is from the annotation of a GenBank genome assembly. Lineage: Eukaryota; Metazoa; Arthropoda; Insecta; Lepidoptera; Papilionidae.